This is a messenger RNA of Varroa destructor (honeybee mite), 1335 nucleotides long. RefSeq lists its product as uncharacterized. Lineage: Eukaryota; Metazoa; Arthropoda; Arachnida; Mesostigmata; Varroidae. Gene Ontology annotation, molecular function: protein binding. The record is from RefSeq and is a predicted model, not a curated record.
UCGUACGCACUUCGCUAAUCUAUACUACAGGAAGAUUUAUCGAAUUUCAACUGCGUUCAUCCCUAAGUAGACAGUUCAUUGCUAAUAUUUCACUGUAUUAUUGUAAAUUUGAACGCACGGACGGAUCCUACGGUUGAGAAUUAGUAUGGCCUUUAUGACAAUAUCUUUGACACUGUAGAGUUGGCUGGCGCUUGAUUCCCUUAUUGGCGUCUCUGGUUACUUGCGAGUGGGUUUCGGAACCGUAUAACUUAUCGGAAACAACUGCUUGUUUGCAGAUGUUUUUUCGAGAGUUACCGCAGGAAUUAAAUCCCGGCCGAAUUCCGCUGACUCCGCUGGACCGAGCUGCCAGGUUCGUCACGCCCUGUGAUGCAUGUGGGGAAUUUACUCCCCGAAGAAUCGUUGUAUUAUGCGGCCACAUCUAUUGCUUAAGUUGUUGUCGAACUCAGGAAAGCCCAGAAGGCCUGCAACUUUUCUGUGCUGUCUGUAAGCAACACACUAUUGGAGAACGCAACGAAAUAGGCGAGUCCUUCCUUAAGAGUAUGAAGUUCGCUUGCAGCUGUGGCCAGGAAGGUAGCCUUACCGAGAUCAAGGCGCAUCUCGCUAAAGGCGACGUUGAACAUUCGCUAUACGACGAAAUGGAGCAAACUCCAUUGGUUUCUGACGUACUCUAUAACAAUAUACGUCCCCUGCAGCAAAUGAGAUCGUCCAAUCCACCAACAGUGUUAAACAGACGCAAAGCAUAUUUUUGCUUCGAACUGCAGAAGAGGAUAGACGAGUUCAUGCAGACAAAGAUCACCCAGGAGACAUCAAGCGUCGCGUGGACCAGCGCCGAGUACCCAAUAGAGGUAUUUUGUAAAAUUGCCGCUUUUAGCGGCGAGUGCUUUUUGGGAGUUUACAUACGGAUGCUUGGCGAUCACCCCUCGUUUAGUUCUUGGCCAAUAAAGAGGAAUAUCAGCUUUGAAUUGUAUAACACGAAUGGGGAGUCCGUUCAUAAAAAGGAAGCGGCUACAUUUGCUGAAGGCAAAACAACUUGGAAAGGUUUUAUCUUUGCUUGCCGGCCGAAUAACAACAAAGGGUGGGGCUUCAAGAAGUUCUGCAGCCUGGAGAAACUCAUCUCCCCUGAAGAAAAUCUACUGUGCAAUGGAGCUAUGUGCGUAUCGGUUGAGUUUCAGGAUUUAGACUACGUUUGAAGCUGGCUGGUAGAAAGAAUACUAAUGAAUCUGAAAGUGUAAGCCCGACUGCACCCCACGUUUUCUCGUCAAGAAGCAUUUGAAUAUUUUUAUGUUGGGUAAUAAACAUUCGCUUGAGCACUGACACGCAGGUACGUGCGAUCAA